This is a messenger RNA of Alligator mississippiensis (American alligator), 945 nucleotides long. RefSeq names its product growth hormone releasing hormone (gene GHRH). The transcript is spliced from 7 exons. Gene Ontology annotation, biological process: adenylate cyclase-activating G protein-coupled receptor signaling pathway; positive regulation of cell population proliferation; positive regulation of growth hormone secretion. The coding region runs from base 249 to 770 and encodes 173 amino acids. Gene Ontology annotation, cellular component: perikaryon; extracellular region; terminal bouton. Lineage: Eukaryota; Metazoa; Chordata; Crocodylia; Alligatoridae. The record is from RefSeq and is a predicted model, not a curated record. Gene Ontology annotation, molecular function: peptide hormone receptor binding; growth hormone-releasing hormone activity; neuropeptide hormone activity.
AGGAGGUGCACCUCCCUUAGUAGCUGGAGAACAGCCGCUGUAGGUAGGGGAGACCUGAAAGAAGUCUCUUCAGCACAGUCUCCCUAAGAUCCUGUGCAGGUGAAGAACUCAGGAGAAAGAAGCCCACUCUAGUAAGCAGCAAAAGCUGGAGAGAGAGUGGUAUUUUUAACAGAAAGAGGAGACCUCCUAAAGAGCAGCAGAGCUGGGAAGAUCUAUUUCCCUAGGGAACGGUUGCUCCAGAAGGGUGAAUGAUGCUGGACAAGGCCAUCCUCCUCCUAUUCCUCCACUUAGUCAUGUGCUCCAUCUCUUCUCCUCUCUAUCCAGCUCUCAGAUACAACCCAGGGCCCAUUGCUGGCAAGAUGGUGAGCUUUCAGCUCCGGGACAGCGGCCCAAUGCAGAGCCAGAACCUCUCUGCUGAAGAGCAGGAAGAGGAGAGUUUUCUUACUGAUCCUGCUGAAAAAAGGAUGCAGCGACAUGCAGAUGCCAUAUUCACUGACAACUACCGGAAAUUCCUGGGGCAAAUCUCUGCCCGCAAGUUCUUACAGACCAUUAUAGGCAAGCGGCUGGGUGAAGGCAGCUCAGGGGAAGGGGUGCACGAAUUCUUGACCAGGCGCCAGUCUGACAGUAUCUUGAUGGACAGCCGCUAUCACCAGCAGAUGGUAUUAAGGAAUUUCUUGGGAGCCAUUCUACAGAAUCAAAGGCCUCAGGAUGCCACCAGUGAUCAGCUAGAUGACUUUACCAGCACCUUGGCCAAGCUCAUGAAACUGUAAAUAACUCACCCCACACCCCAUCUGGUUCUGAAUAAUUCAGAGAUUGUGGACUUAACUGUACAGUAAACAACUCACAGACCAGAAGAAAAAACUCCUGGACCUGAACAGCUGUAAAAUUCAUGCAUAUGCUUCUUGGAACCCAUGGAUGCUCUUCAUUAAAGGACUAGGAUUUCAA